CCUGCCUUGCUAAGUCGCGUGAUCCCCUACUGACGUAGACAAAUUUUAACCAGCGUGGGCGAGAGAAAACCUCAAUAACUGUCCUCCCACACAGUACUUGGAGCGCAUUUACCAGGAACAUAAUCUGUUAUGAACAGUACAGUACAGUGCAGUAGAGUCAGCCUUCGUGAGACCUUUAGUCAGUAGAGGAAGUAUGAAAGACUAGAGUAGAGUAAACUAUACUGCUGUAAUAAUUAUAUCUACUAAUCAAGUGGGUCUGUUCUGAACUCAGGAAAAAAAACUGAGCUAAAUUUAGAUAUUUAGUCUCUUUAGUCUUUACUAGGUAAGCCCUCGUCUACGAUGUAGAUUCUGGCUUACUAUCUACGAUGCUAACAGCUUUUAUUUAGAGUUUGCAAUGCGUACGCGUAGGCAUGCUGUAGCUUUUUGCUCUGUCAGGCUCCGCCCAGCUAGUGAUUGCCCACGUUCAUUUUCACUUGUCUACCACUCGUCUACCGUCACGCGACUUAGCAAGGCAGGCUCUCCUUUUUCUUAGUCUCUUCCUUCUUUCUUUCUUUGUUCCUCCAAUUAGUCCCGUAUUUUAUCUUAUUGAACUAUAACAAAGACCAGAAAAAGGAGAGGCUGCGAAGGAGGCUAGUAUAUACAUGCAAAGAUAAGUAUAGCACUAAGAGUGACAAGGUUGCAGUGCCGGAUAGUUAAAGCUGUGGUGUACAUUGUAACAAGGGAAGUACUGAAGUGGUAUCCCUAUCGUCUGCUUGACCAUCUGUGAGAGUGUGUGAGAGAGAAAUUCAUUAUAGUCUCUGAAUAUGUCCAUCAAUGAAUAAUACAAAGAGGGCGUGUUAAAAUAAACAAAGUACAAGAUUUCGUUUCUUGUGGACUACAAACACACCAGUGGCUAGCGAUGGCAACUGGAGGAUCUUCUCUAACUUGGAGCACAUACAAUGGCAAAUAUGAUUACGGGGCAUCAGGAAAGAGGGAAGUGUUACUAAUCACGUCCAACCUCACUACCCAAAAUGAUGACGUGGUACAGAGAAGGCCAGGGGGAGAGCUGAAAGAUGAUGAGAGACAGAGAAUGGAACAUCAAGGUGUACCAAGAGACUGUCACCAUAAAGAUCUGGCUAUUAUGAAGGCAAGAUUCGGCCUAGACAAGGAGAUAAGCAGUACUGAAGUAUUGAGAGAUGAUGGAUCUCUGACACAUGAGCAGGUCACUAAGAAGAUAACCCAACUACUGAAUGAUACUGAGACAGGUGGAGUCAUGCUUCACUAUAUUGGCCCUGGUAAGAAGGGAACGGGAGACUGGUGCUUCAGUGACGGCUUUAUCAGCUUCAGGGAUAUAAUGCACCUCUACCUGCAGAAUGCAUACUUCAAAGGACGUGUUCUGACCAUUGUCAGCGACUGCAGCUACUCUGGGUGUUGGGUGAAGGAGGCCAUGAGCUUCCUGGAUGAGCACGGAGUGGGACCUUGUGGACACACUGCCAAGGAGAAGGGGAUCCUAGUUAAAGUGUACGCAUCAUGUCUGGCUAAUGAGAUUCCUGCUGAGCUGGCAUUCUCUACUCGUUGUGCAAAGAAUGAUAAGAACACCGGAACUAUUUCAUACAAUAUUAAAUUACGUGGAGAAAAGAUACACGAUGGACAAUACACUAGUGGACUAGACUUCACUGAAGUUCUAUGCAAGAGCAAGAUCAACGAGCCAUGCACUAUGACCCCUGGGUCAACCUGGCGUCAGUGGAGCACUGCAAAGAGAGUCAUAGAGUUCACGGGUACGGAGAACGAUCAACCAGUGUGGCACUACGUCCUGCUAGUGGAUGAUGAAGAAACAAUCACGAAAUUGUAUGACGAAACAACAGGAGAGAACUAUGGCAAGAACAUUGGUAACGUGAGUGAUUAUGGUCGGAUCUUGAGAACUGGGUGGGGCCAGCAGUCACCUGACGAAGAACUGACACGGAUUAAAGAGCAAUACUACGUGAACUAUAACUACCAACCACCAUCAGAAGCUGCCGACUAAACCACAUGUACACACACACUGACACACACACUGCUAAUGCUUACAAUUGAUUUGUACACAACACUGAUUUUGACUAGUUUUCCCGUCAUACCACGUAUACGUACAUAUACGCCUCCUCCAUCACCACACACUGGUAUACACCCCCUCACCACACACUACAUAAUAUUAUUAUAGUAAGUAAUUUUUGUAGGAAAAAAUGUUGUAGGCGUGGUUUACCGAAACGUAUGCAAUGAAGCCAAUUAAUUUUUACUCACGAA
Messenger RNA from Halichondria panicea, 2259 nucleotides. RefSeq lists its product as uncharacterized. The coding region runs from base 899 to 2002 and encodes 367 amino acids. The record is from RefSeq and is a predicted model, not a curated record. NCBI's taxonomy places the organism in Eukaryota, Metazoa, Porifera, Demospongiae, Suberitida, Halichondriidae. The transcript is spliced from 3 exons.